This is a messenger RNA of Anthonomus grandis grandis, 717 nucleotides long. RefSeq lists its product as uncharacterized. The record is from RefSeq and is a predicted model, not a curated record. The coding region runs from base 137 to 655 and encodes 172 amino acids. Gene Ontology annotation, biological process: proton motive force-driven ATP synthesis. Gene Ontology annotation, molecular function: proton transmembrane transporter activity. The transcript is spliced from 3 exons. NCBI's taxonomy places the organism in Eukaryota, Metazoa, Arthropoda, Insecta, Coleoptera, Curculionidae.
UGUCAAUGUCAACGUCAAAAAAAAGCGGAUUUUUGUUAACGCUCUUUGUUAAAGAUUAUUUAUUCAGUGCCGCAUAAUUUUAAAUAUUUUCUGUUUUUUGUUUGUUUAAAUAAUAAUUGUAACCGAUUUAUCCAAAAUGUCUGAUUUGCCGCCGCCUCUGAAGGUCUCCCCAUUGAUUAAGUUUUUUAGAUAUUCCUUUCUCUCAGCCGGAAUAGUAUACGGCAUUUUAAAACAUCAAAUGUACAAAGCGUUAGAAAACAGCCGAGCCGAACAAAGAGCCCAAAACAGAUUAGCCAGAGACGCGCUACUCUUGGAAGAAAAGCGAUUGGCCGCUGAACGAGAUUUUGAGCAGAUCGCGCAGGUGUUUAAACCAGCACCAAAACUCGAGCCUGCCCAUCCUAAGGGAAUGGAUUCGGGCGAACCUCUGUUGACUUCUAAUCCCAUGUACAGCCCUGAAGAAUCUUCUGAGAGAUUAUAUAAGAUGGAUGACCCAACGGGUAGAUCCCAGGAACAAGACCUUAUGAAUGUUCCUCUGGAUUUGUCAAAGAAUACUGAUACACUUGGAGAUCUGACUACUACAGAUGACGACUAUAUUAUAACGGGACCCAGUGACUUCCCACUAUUUCCUGAAGAAGACACUUCUUCAAAAGAUUAAUAUAUUACUAGUGUAAACGUUAUGUUCUAUUUCAGUUACAAUAUAUUCUUAAUUUAAUAUAA